CAAUUUGAUGGCACCUUUAAAACAGUUUAUGUAACAUACUGAUAAUGUCGUUAUUUCUUAUUUUAUUAUAAAUUGACAAAGAUUGUCCAUUAAUUUUUCAUCUAAUACAUUGUGUGUCUAGAGAUCGGCAUUAUUUAGCAGAAUACAAAAAUAAUUUUGACAGGGAGUAAAUUGGAGCAAGGAUUUUUUUAUUAGUGAUGGGCAGUGUUGGGCAAGUUACUCUAAAAAAAAAAGUAAUUAAUUACUUGCUACUAAAUACAUCUUCAAUAGUAAUUAGAUGACUGUACUAUUUACUCUCUAAAAUGUAUUGCAUUACUUAUUGCUGAUUGCUUUAUAAGUCACAUAUCAACCUUGGCCAGUUGAACCGUACAAGGAUGGACAUGAAACUGCUCUUUUAAUUCUUACAAAUAAAUAAUAUAAAAUUGCAUAAAUUAUUCAGACCAAAGUAUUUAGAGGAGGUUACAUUAAAAACAUAGAUUUCAUCUAGAGGACAGCAAAGCUUACGCACAAUUGCUCUUCAUAGGUUUCAGUUCCGCUUUUAAUACGGUUCACCCGCUCCUUCUGAUCCAGAAAAUGAGCCAGUUGAAUGUUAACCCUUUCCUGAUCAAAUGGUACCACUCUUUCUUAACUAGCCAUACUCAGGUUGUGAGGAUCGAUAACACCCUUUUAGACUUAAAAAAUAAUGCACGUAGGUGCUCCUCGGGGCUGUGUAAGCUCGUCUGUGCUCUUUACACUCUACACUAAUGACUGUCUAAGUUCACAUGCAGGAAAUUUCAUCUUUAAGUUCUCAGAUGACACAGCAAUCCUGAGCCUACUGCAUAAAGACUGUUAUCCAUCUGGCGAUCAUUCUGAGAUAAAGAACUUUGAACAGUGGUGUGAUGCCAAUAAAUUGAUUUUAAAUUUUAGAAAAAUGGAAGAGAUGUUUGACCCCAGAGCAGUCGGUGCCCACAGUCCUGUUAUUGAAGAUAAUCAAAUUAAACAGGUGUGUUCCUAUAAGUACCUCUGCAUCUACAUUGAUAACAUGCUCACAUGGCAGAUUCAUGUUGAUAUUUUAUAUACUAAACUCCAACAAAGACUGUACUUUCUGAGGAUACUAAGACCGUUUGGUGUCAGCAAAAAAAUCAGGCUGUUCUGGAGAAACUAAUCAGGUAUGGGAUUCAAGCUUGGUAUGGUAACCUCUCUGCACAAUUAAACAACAAAACAGACUUUUUUAUUAUUGUCCAGACUGCCAAAAAAAUUGUGGAGUGGAAAGACCAUCCAUCACUCCAAACAUUAUAUAAGCAGUCUGUGUACAGAGGGGCACAUAGGAUACUGACUGACCUUUCUCACAUUCUACACCCUGAGUAUGUGCUUCUGCCUUCAGGAAGAAGGUAUAGAGUGCCUAAAUGUCGACUUAACCAGUUUAAAAACUCUUUUGUGCCUGCCUCCAUUAGGAUAUUGAAUGGCAAGGACAAAGGCCAAUGAUUGUCCCUGGUUAGCACUGAUUACCCUAUAGUAUUACUGUUUUAUACUAUUUAUUCUUAUUGUUGGUUAUUGUUAUUUAUUGCUAGUUUUAUGAUAUACGCAGAAGUUAUUUGAGGAAUAAUAGCAGUUUAGCUGUGCAAUGCGAUGCCUGUCUACAUGUUUUGUCCCCAUGUUUCGAUUUUUUAAGUGAGAUACAUGUGAUUGAUUGACUUAUUUAUUUGUUGUGUUAUUGUGUGAUUCGGAAAUGCAGCAUUCACAAAGCCCAGGACAAUAAAGUAUAUUGUAAUUGUAUAUUGUAUUGUACAAAGUAAACUGGAAAAUUUACAACCAAUGUGUUUAGAUUUGCAUACUGUGCACUCAAAACCUGUGAAAAUUUCAUUGUUAUCUAACUAAGCUGUAUAUAUAGGGUUACUUCAAGUUGAUUGGGACACUUUUCCCAAUCUUCUCAGUGGCAAAAAAUGUCCUUAUCAACCUGAAAAGACCUUAUUCAGAGCAGCAAUCACAGGUAUGAAAGUGAGGCUGUGAGGGAUAGACUUCUCGUGUUUUCAAUGGCAUUUGCUGUAAAAAGCUGUAUAAAGCUCCUAGAUCAGAUUUCUGCUGGAAUUUCUUAGAUAUUUUUCCUGACUUUCAUCAGCAGAACAAUCCAAAAACACAUUAAAUGACAGUACAACCCAAUGAAGAGAUGUAUUUCUAUCCCUCACAGCCUCGCUUUCACACCUUUUAAAAAUCAAAGAUGGCGCUGCUGUGAAUAAGGUCUAUUCACCUUAUAUAUGCGCUGAACCACCGCAUGUAAGUGCUGUUAUUAUGACAACCAAUAUGGACGUGUGUGAAUAAUGUAAGUGCUUAUUAAGAGACAACUUAUUAAAAUAAAUUGUAAAAAGCAUUAAAUUAGUGCUUAGAAAUUGACAAUAUUAACAUUUUGCUGUACUUUUUUUUUUUUUGACAUGAUGUGAGGUUAUCUAUUUAGUGAUUUGUUUUGUUUAAGGACUGGGUAUAUAUUGUGAAGUGUAGUGUCGUGUGUUAAGGCUUUGAGUGAGUUUCUGUAAGUGCAGAGAGCUGACUUUUAGAAGCGUGUGAUUGGCUGAUCAGAGCUGUGACCUGCAGCAUUUAAACAACUGAAGUGGAACAGAUUUAAAUAGAUUUAAGAGUGCUGAUGUUUCCUAGAAAAGAACCUAACCAAGAUCUCCUAAUGUGUGUGCGUCUGAGAGUAUUUAAAGAGAGGAGAAGGUUUGGCAAUAGCAGUGAUUCUGAAUGAAUCGAUAAAGUGUCUCAGCUCUUCUUUCACUGUUGUUGCAUUUAGAGUUUGUGUGUUGUCUGACUUCAUCAUGCAGCAAAUCUACACGCAGAGCCAUGAAGAGUUUGAAGUGUUCACUACUGUGCUGUCUCCUCAAGUUUGUCGAAAGAGAGUGAUAUUCAAGCACCAAGGAGAAAUGAUGGUUGUGGCAGCAGACUACAGUGCAGACAGUGAUGAAGAGGUGUGUGUCCGUGCUGGUGAGGUUGUGUUGCUGCUGUAUCAAGAGAAUGCUGACUGGUGUUACAUCCGACUUCAGAACGGAAAGGAGGGAUACCUGCCUACAGCCUGCUUCACUCUGAAGCAGGAGCCAUUGAGACCCAUCAUGACUCAGGCGCCGCAGAGCUCCGUGCAGGAGGCGUCUAAUAAUCACAGUGGCUCUGCUGGAGGGCGCUCUCUGAAACUUCUGCGGCGGGCGUCUCUGUCAGGAGUGCCGGGUUCACCUCGAUUACUUCGCCGGCUGCUGUCUCGUCGACGUAGUGAUGGACAUGCAGUUCGUUCGAUCGGCUCCAUAAAUCCAGCAUUCAAUCCUGACUGAUGCAUCCACCCUAAGAGCUCCACUUUUCCCUUUUAAAUGGGUCACAGAGCAGCAGAAACUAGGACAGCAUGACACUAAAAGUUCAGUCCGUACGCAGUUCCUUCUUGUGGAGGAAAAAAUGAAAGUUCGGUGUCCUGAUUAGGGGUUGGGGUCUCAGGAACUUGCAAGCUUGUGGGGCUGAACCUGCAACUGGUGUCAGGAGUCUUUAAUAUUAGGUUACUGCCCCACAUGUAAAUACUUGAUGUAAAUAUUGUGAUUUGAACUUAAGAGACAUUUGAAUAUCAUUACACUGCAGUUUUAAUGUAAACAUCACACCCUUCGCCUAGGAAUAUAUUUGUUUGAAUAUGUAUUUGUUUUGUCUAAUAAUGCACAAAGACUACAAUGAAUGAGAACGUUAAUUUAAAUUUUAAACGUGUAUGUCUGUGUGUGUGUGUGUGUGUGUGUGUGUGUGUAUGUGUGUGUAUAUAUAUAUAUAUAUAUAUAUAUAUAUAUAUAUAUAUGAUGUAAAAGACUCAAAUUGAUAUGUGGAAGUGGAAGAUGCCAGCUGACAAAAGGUUUCAGUUGUUGCCAGUUUAAUUUUUGUUGUUUAUAAAAAUGGAAUGCUUCCCUUUGCAUUAUUUUUGGAGAAUUCACGUGGAAUAAAAUAAUCAUUGUAUUCAUUGUAAUAAUUACUUUUCCCUUGAAAAAGUAAGGGAUUACUCUUAAAAGACACAAUAUGUAAGAUUUUUUGCAGUAAAAUAUCCAAAAACCA
Megalobrama amblycephala (Wuchang bream) is the source of this 4044-nucleotide messenger RNA. Its product is annotated as jouberin. The coding region runs from base 2790 to 3293 and encodes 167 amino acids. The transcript has 5 exons. Lineage: Eukaryota; Metazoa; Chordata; Actinopteri; Cypriniformes; Xenocyprididae. Gene Ontology annotation, molecular function: protein binding. The record is from RefSeq and is a predicted model, not a curated record.